Messenger RNA from Chelonia mydas (Green sea turtle), 1175 nucleotides. RefSeq lists its product as uncharacterized. Lineage: Eukaryota; Metazoa; Chordata; Testudines; Cheloniidae. The coding region runs from base 18 to 734 and encodes 238 amino acids. The record is from RefSeq and is a predicted model, not a curated record. Gene Ontology annotation, molecular function: nucleic acid binding; RNA-DNA hybrid ribonuclease activity. The transcript has a single exon. Gene Ontology annotation, biological process: DNA replication, removal of RNA primer.
AGGUUUUUACACCACACAUGGUACGUGCUUUACUGGAUGUUAAGGGUGGCCUCUGGCUCACACAAGCGCGUAUGGCAAGAUACCAAGCAAAGCUCUUAGAGAACCCUGAGGUCACGCUGCAGCCUUGUCCAUCCCUUAACCCUGCCACCCUCUUACCAGAAACUGAGAAACAGGAACAUGACUGUUUGCAGAUCAUAGAUGUCCAAUAUUCUAGCGGCCCGGACUUGAAGGAUGUGCCCCUCCCAAAUGCAGAUUAUGAGUGGUACACUGAUGGUAGCAGCAUGGUGAUAAAUGGGCAAAGAAGGGCGGGUUAUGCUAUUGUGACCCUCAAUGACACCGUGGAAGCUGAAAGUUUGCCCGCUGGGACCUCUGCCCAGUUGGCUGAGCAAGUGGCCCUGACCCGUGCACUCGAACUGUCCAAAGGAAAACGGGUCAAUAUUUUCACUGAUUCCAAAUAUGCUUUUGGGGUGCUGCAUGCUCAUGCUGGCCUGUGGAAGCAGAGGGGAAUGCUGACAGCCCAAGGCUCCCCAGUCAAGUAUGGGCCCCAAAUUCUCCGGCUUCUAGAGGCCGUGCAACUCCCUUUGGAAGUGGCAGUGGUACACUGGAAGGCCCAUCAGAGGGAGGAUCAAGAUGUGACCAGGGGUAAUGCCAGGGCAGAUAGAGAGGCAAAGCAUGCUGCCACCCUGAUGUCCCCUCAGACUGAGAACACCUAUAUGCAUGCCCUUAUCCCAUGAGUGGGGGAACUCCCGACACCUCAGUAUUCUGGGGAGGAGAAACAGCUAGCUGACAAACUUGGUCUCCAGGAAAAGGAGGGAUGGCUUCAUUCCCCGGAAGGGAAAGUCCUCUGACCAAAGGGCCUAAUUCUGCCAGUAUUACAGAAAUUACAUUAAACCACUCAUGCUGGCAGGGAGGCACUUAUCCAACUAAUGGGAAAGUACUUCAUAACCUCCAGACUCAGACCCCUGGCUGCCCAGAUACAGGUGGAAUGCCUAGUCUGUCAAAAGAAUAACCCCCGACCAGGACACCCAGUACCACCAGUGGCCCUGGAACCCACUCCAGGCCCCGGACGGGUGUGGCAAAUAGACUUUACUGAGUUUCCCAGGACCCAAGCGUUCAAGUAUCUCCUUGAUAUAGUGGAUAGAUUCAGUGGAUGGCCGGAAGCCUUUCCAUGUCUC